AUGCCCACCAAAAAAGUCAGUGACGACAUGCGCCGUCGUUGUGUUAUGGCUUGCGACAACUGCAAACGUCGCAAAGAGCGGUGCGAUGGUAAGACCCCUUGCCGAAGAUGCUCGGCAAGACGGCCUGCCGCAGAAUGUCACUAUUCAGGACAAAGAGAGACGUCUUCUCCGAACCAAAGUCUUCGCAUGCGCUCAACAAAAUUUAAAUGGAUUACGCCCAAAACUCCUGUUUCGACACAGACUGCACGCUGCGAGACUGGCGACUUCCUGGGUAGCCCAUUCUCCAACGUUUGUAGUCUUGUCUUUGACGAGAAGGGGGACAUGGUCUUUUUCGGAGACUCGGCAAAUGAAUCUUUUCUCCAGCAGAUUCAGCAUCUUGUUGCCCAAACUCUGGGAUCGUGUCCGUUUGUCGACCAUCCGAUAAAAUACCACACCGAUCCCAACACUGCUACUCCAUCAUCCAUAUCUUUGGUUACCAUUCUAGACCCUCCGCCCAAGCCAGGCAUCGCAGAAGCCAAAUAUUUCGUCAGAUGGAGUAUGCGAGCGACAAAUGGGUUGCUUGGUGUUUGUGACAAAGACAGCCUUGAGGCCGAAAUUUUGCAGUGGCUCGAACACUCCGACCAACCUCCAGACCUUUCGACCGCCUUUUGCUACUUGGUUCUUGCGAACGGUGCACUGCAAUGUCCCGGGGACCAGGUUGAAGUUGCCGAUGCGUAUUUUUCUUACGCGGCAUUUCUCAUUAAGCUAGCCUCCGAAGAGCGGCUCAAUCACAAGUCCAUCCUGUGUCAUUGCUUUAUCUUUUUUUACCAUCUCCAUACGGGGAGGCGAGAUGCUGCUUACCACUCUAUCGGAGUUGCAUGCCGUGGAGCAUGCUCUAUGGGUCUUCAUCUACCUAAUCACUCACCUCCUAUGAAUAAUGACAGCUUUGGUUUUCGCGACCGGCUGUGGAAGGCACUGCGGAUGAUGGAUAUCUUCAUCAGUGGUUCUUUAGGACGGCCUGUUUGCACAACCGAGACUCGUAACACAAAGAUGGAACAGGGAUAUUCUUCCGCCAUCGACAUGACAGCUAUCAUUGGCACCGUCCUGAAAGAGGUUUAUGGGACUUCCGCUAUUUCAAAAGAAUUCAUCGCGAACAUGACUCAGGAGCAUCGCUUGUGGGCAAAACGCAUGGUCCGGGGCCUAGAGGCUGAUGGAAUCGACGCGGCAUACAUUCUUGAAAAAUACGAUGAUGAACCCAACCUUCGACUUUGUCAUAUGAAGGAGUCAUACUACUGGUCAAUCAUGUUGCUGACACGCCCUGUUCUUCUCGAACGGGUGAAAGCUCGGAUAGUACGCGCCAGGCCUGAUGGAGACCAAGACUCCGAAUCAUCAGGCUCAGUUUCUGAUACUGCUCUCGUUUACGCCUCAGUUGACUCAGCUCUUCGAAGCAUCGGUUUACUUGAAGCACUUCUACCAAGAACAGAUUUGCCCAAGCAAUUACCAUUCGUGGUCCACUCGACAAUCACUGCUGCCUUGACGCUUGGUCUUGCCACAUUUGCAGAUCUCGAUCAAGUAUUUCCCCUACGAGGGAAUUUGAAAACAGCAGAUAAAUUACUGAAGAAGUUUGAGUUGCAUGACGACAUUGCUAGGUAUUACCGCCAAGUCUUGGAGCAGCUUCAAUCUGUGUGUAACGAGUACAUUGAGCAACGAAACAGUCGUAUCGUUAAACAGAAAAGCCAUUUGGUGACUGACCUGUUUGGAUGUUUGAAUGAAGAAGUACCCUUACCAAGUACAACAUUUGGUAAAAAGAACGCAUGGUUCACUGGCGAUAUCGAUGAGUUGGUGUUCCAAAGCCCUGUCGGUUCUUCAUCAACAAGCUAUUUGACAGAGGGGUCUUCUUUAGAGACAGAGACAGAGACAGACAAUAGCGGUGGAAGCUCGACUGAUCUAUCGCUAGACUUCCUACUGGGGUCACAGAUAACUGAUUUGUCUGAUUUUGGGGAUAUUUCAAACACCGAAACCUUCAAUCUCUCCAGUUUCGGCUGGCUCUAG
This is a messenger RNA of Fusarium venenatum, 2031 nucleotides long. RefSeq lists its product as uncharacterized. Lineage: Eukaryota; Fungi; Ascomycota; Sordariomycetes; Hypocreales; Nectriaceae. Gene Ontology annotation, molecular function: zinc ion binding; RNA polymerase II cis-regulatory region sequence-specific DNA binding; DNA-binding transcription factor activity, RNA polymerase II-specific. The record is from RefSeq and is a predicted model, not a curated record. Gene Ontology annotation, biological process: positive regulation of transcription from RNA polymerase II promoter by galactose; DNA-templated transcription. Gene Ontology annotation, cellular component: nucleus.